Messenger RNA from Hypoxylon fragiforme, 2420 nucleotides. RefSeq lists its product as uncharacterized. The transcript has 2 exons. NCBI's taxonomy places the organism in Eukaryota, Fungi, Ascomycota, Sordariomycetes, Xylariales, Hypoxylaceae. Gene Ontology annotation, cellular component: nucleus. Gene Ontology annotation, biological process: DNA-templated transcription. Bases 347 to 1798 code for a protein of 483 amino acids. The record is from RefSeq and is a predicted model, not a curated record. Gene Ontology annotation, molecular function: DNA binding; zinc ion binding.
UCCCAACACGCGCUUCCAGUUUCAAUCAACACCCUUGUACUCCCCCAAACCUCGUUCGCGUUGAUCGGCUCCACUAACACGUAUUUUCGUUCGUCCCCACAGACUUAAUCCGGAACUGGUGACGGAAUGUGAAAGGGUAAUCAGCAAGACUCUUCCGUCUUGUGUCGCCUUCCACAAGCCUUCCUUCUUACAGAAGCUUAAGAAUGGAACUCUUGAGGCCAGUAUUGUUAACGGCCUUCUGACGUGUGCUGCAAGAAGCUCACCUGCUUUGAUUCGUCGUUAUGGGGGACAGGGAGGCGCUUCGGCUGCCUCCGAGCAUUUUGCCGUCAAAGCUAUCAAUAUAAUCAUGCAGAACCUCGACAACCCGAGCUUGGCUGAUAUUCAGGCUCUUUGUCUCCUGAUCAUCCACGAAUGGGGCAACCGCAAUGCGGUCCGAGCCUAUAUUUAUUUGGGUCAAGCAUCCCGCAUGGCCCAGAUGUAUCGGAUAAUUGCCGUUCAUCAGACCCGAAACGACCCAGAUCAGUUCAUCAAAGAUGAAUCGUUCCGCCGUGCCCUGUGGCUCAUCUAUGUACUUGACUGCUUCCUCACCAGCAGCCCGGGUCGACAGCCGGCCGUCUCCCACCAUGAUAUUAAGGAUGUACCACUCCCAUGCCUCGACAUGAGCUACAAUUUCGGCACGCCUGUAUUUGUUCGCACCCUUGCAGGUGGACCACCACCUUUACUUCCAGACUCGUCUACUUCCACGACAGAGGUCGGCGAGUUUGGCCAUAUAGUUAUGGCAACUCAGGCAUGGCGCAACGUGAUCGAAAUGCUCACGACCGUUACAAGCGCUACCUUCUCUGAAGAAGAGUGUGCUUCUCUCGAAGCAGGUAUUGAUGCAGUCCGCAACGCUUUGCCGCUGCAUUUCAUGGACAAGCCGGGGCAAAUCAACCUUCAUAUAACUAUGGGCAGUGGAUACACAUAUGCCAUGUUGCACUGCCUCCUUCAUUGUGCUACUAUUAUGGUCAACCGCCGUAGGCUUCUACACCUUGUUACUACUGACGGUUUUAACCAUGAGACAUGGCGUAUAGUCCCCCAUGUUCACCUACAAACUGUCGAUCGGGUUUUUGCCGCGGCGCAUAGCGUGGUCUCGCUUCUCCUAGCCCUAGAGGCCAAUGCCGAUAAGGAUGGAGCGCUUAAUUUUCCUCUUGUCAUGUUGUUCUCCUGUUUCACAGCCUGCUCCACUGUGGCUUGGUUCAGUCUAAAAGGGCUAACACCCGGUGACGUGAACGAAACAGCUGAAUCGAUUGUCCGUGACGGCAUGCGAUUCCUCCAGGACGGUGCUAAUAUAUGGAUUUUGGCCGUCCCCUGGUUUCGCCACCUCUCGGUUAUGAACAAGGUAUUGCGUAAUGGAGACCGGGUGCCCCAGAGAUUACAGGCCGACGCUGUUGUGCCUGUCGUACCGUCAAUGAAGGAGGAAACGGCAAGCCAAACCGACAAUACCGAUACCAUGGACUAUGAGCGGCCACAAUCGGCAAACACUCAAGAGCAACUCGAUAGCCGAGGCAGCGAACCACCACGAAAGUCUGGGUUCACCACCAUCAAUGGAGGAUCGGCUGGCGCUUCGACACCCGCAACUACCAGCCCGCCCCCUGGACCGACCAAAGCAGACUCCCCAGCCCCAUCCUCGAAUGGACAGGCAGCUGAAUCUGUGCCUGCGUCGGGUAGCGAUAUGACGGCAGCUGAACUUUGCAUUGCUUUCGAGCGUCAGCUGCUGGAACUUGAUGACCUUGCCGCAUUCAUGGGUGGCGGGGUAUGAGAUAUGGAGCGGUGUAGCUUCAUUUUGUCUAUCAUGUACUACUUGCCCUGUACUUCUCGUCCUGGUGCCGGCCAUGAACGUUGAUCUUUUCACUGAGUUGUAUGUUAAUAGGAGAACCAUGAAUAGGCGUUAGCAGGAGUUUUUCGGGUUGCUCUCGGCAGAGCCAAGCUCGUUUCGAGGCUUUGGUGGAGUUUUCAUCUUUCUCGCUACCGCUCUCGGUUCAACAACUACAAAUAGAAUGUUGCAUGUUGAAGCCUACAAAAGUCGGAUAGGUUUUCGAUAAAUCAAAACCGCCUGUCUUAUGGUGGGAUCGAAGGGACAGCUUGGAGGAGUGAUAUGACCCAUCGGUGAUUUAUGGCUCGUUUCUGUUUCAUUUUUGUCUUUGGGAUUAGGGCAUUCUCUUAAGAGGAAUGGCCCCAUCAUUGUUAUAUGGAGAGCUCAUAGGACAGUGCUUGGGGAGUGAAAAAAAGGAGGUAUUGAUGCCUGAAUUUUCCAUAGGAACUUUCGAAAGUACAGCUGUAGGCAAUAAUGUCUGGCUGUUAUAGUUGAAAACUAGGAGGAAUAGGAGUUGUAACUUUGAAGCAACUUUGUAGCACUACUAUAUUACGUACUAUACUUUUCC